Argiope bruennichi is the source of this 5274-nucleotide messenger RNA. Its product is annotated as dual serine/threonine and tyrosine protein kinase-like. The record is from RefSeq and is a predicted model, not a curated record. Lineage: Eukaryota; Metazoa; Arthropoda; Arachnida; Araneae; Araneidae. The transcript has 17 exons. The coding region runs from base 183 to 3188 and encodes 1001 amino acids. Gene Ontology annotation, molecular function: protein kinase activity; ATP binding. Gene Ontology annotation, biological process: protein phosphorylation.
AAUUUUUCAGUUUACUUUUCUCGAGCGAGCACGUCUGUGGGCAAGGAAGGAUGAUUUACAUUCAGAAACUAAGAUAGGAUUUUUCUUGAUUUACUGUUACCGGAUGAUAUUUAUUUUGAAAAUUUUGCCUUCAUACUUUCGUUGCAUUCGAUACUACUUGAUUUUGCAACAGUUACAAAAGAAUGGCAGCUAGCAUACCGUAUGAAAUUUCUAAAUUCCGAAAUCAUGCCAGACAGCUGAGACGUAUUUUGAGAGAUACAAAACAAUCCCUUGAAGAUAUAGAAAAAAGUGGAUACUUUACCGAAGAACAAAUUGAAAGCAUUCAACUGAAACUUGAAAGUGAGCAAACUGUAUAUGGAGUUAUAUACAGCUCCAUUGGAAUUACUAUAUUAGGUCAUGAUUGUUGGGCUAAAGCUGCAGUUGCUAAUGAGUUAUUUGGCCAAAAGAUUUUACCUACUGAACCCCAAGAUGCCGAAAGUGAUAGUUCUAAAAUGGCUUGGAGAAUGGUUCGAUUUAUAUAUGGGGUUGAAACUCAGGUCAGUUUAGCUUUGCCAAAUAGCUAUGAAUUAUUGGAUCAUUUAGUUUCUCAUGAACAACAGUGGCAUACUGUGCCUCUGGAAGAUCUUGAACUAAAAGGUAAACCUGGUGAGGAUCCAGCAUUUGAAACAGCAGUGCUUGAUGUCAAAUUACGCCACCAACUUUUAAGAGAUGAUGUUGUUGUAAUGGUUUCUCCAACAAAUGUGAACGCUAGUUUUGAGCAGAUUCUUUCUGUUUGUAUGGAUGGAUUUACUUCAAUUGUGAUAUAUGCCAUUUCUAAUGGAGUUUUAUCUCAAAGUGAAGUUUCUGAGCUGAUGGAAAUAAAGAAAAAAUUUCCCAAAUUACCUAUUUUCUUCAUUUGUGUAUUUCCACCAUCAUCUGAGCUGACUGAAUCUGAACAGCACGUUCGAAAUAUAGGGCUAUAUGGACGUAGGAGUGUUUUUAAACCUCAUUCUUACCAUGAAAGUUCACCCAUGUUACAAACUGUUUUGAAAAGAAAAGAAUCUUUAGAUUCAAAAUUAGGUUCAGCUUCAUUGACUUUAUGCCAACAGUUAUGUGGUCUUGGAUUUUUGAAUGUGUUUUCACCAAAUUUGAAAAAGAAAUUGUGCCGGCAGCCAAGUGGAGGUAUUGAAGUGGAGAGUAAGCUUAUUGAGGAUUUUGAAAAUUUUAGCAGCAUUUUACUUCAUAUUCGCCAGAUUCUGCAAGCUGAACUUGUUCAAGUUGCCACUAUAUUAAACGAAGCUCAUAACACUUGUUUACGAAUGUUCAUCCUUAGUGCUUUUGACAUGACUUGGGACAUGUUAAUAACUCCUAAAAGAAUCGCAUAUGCAAGACAACGAGAAAAUGAACUCUACGAGUCACUUAUGUCAAUUGCAAACUGUAAACAAGAGGAAAUACGCCAGCUUAUUGUAGAAACAAUCAAUGGAAUGACAGAUGAAUUACUUGUGAAAGCAUCAGAUUAUGAGUUUCAGGGUGUUGAGUUAUCAGAAAAUGAACCACCAUCAGUUAGAGAACUUCAAAUUUGUACUAGUGAAAUCCAGUCAUUAGUUUUGCAUUCACUGAAUAGUGCUGUUGCAGGAAAACUAAUUGGGUCUGUUGAUUAUUUACGAGAAAGCUUUGUAGGUACCCUUGAAAGAUGUCUUGUUAGUUUAGAAAAUGUUAAAGAAGGUGGUGAACCAUCUCAGGCUAGCAAUGCUCUAAAACAAAUAUUAAAUGCUGCAUAUCAGGUUGAAGUGACUGUUAGAACUAGUUCAUCAUUGCUUAGAGUUUUGUUUGAAAAAAUGAAACAGAAAGUUGUAUCACUUCAUAGUUUAGGAGAUUCUUUUCAACAAUCAAAUAUUAGCUGCAACUCUCUAUAUUACCUACCAAUGACAGAAUUCCCUUUUUUAAAGAAUACAGCAUUAGAAAAUUUCCUUUCUUUGUUGGUACAAACACUGCCAUGGAAAGCCCCACCUGUCAUUGAUUCUGAAUGGAAAAGGAAAGUAGCUUAUGAUAUGCUCAUGAGUUUGAGUGAAUCUCGUCUUGCUCGUUCUAUUUGCUCCCAGUUUCGAGAAAGGCUGAGGGCAUCCCAUGAACAGUUUGCUGCUUCACUGCGGCACCUGGAAGCAAUGCAUUCAGGACGUUUAGAGCGUACUGAGGAGCAACGUUUGAAAGUUAGGAAACUUCAUGCUCCCAAGCUUGCAAAAUUUGCUCUUGAAAGUACAUCUCUUCGUGACAUAAUUUUGUAUGGAAUGCCACACAUAGGACGUGAAAUUGGACGUGGCCAGUAUGGUGUAGUUUAUGCUUGUGAUUCCUGGGCUGGAUAUUCUCCUUGUGCAAUAAAAUCAGUUGUCCCACCUGAUGAUAAACACUGGAAUGACUUGGCUAUGGAAUUUUAUUAUACAAGGAGUAUCCCUGAGCAUGAUCGUAUUGUCCAGAUUCGAGGAUCUGUGAUUGAUUUGACAUAUGCUGGUGGAAGUACACCUGCUGUUUUGCUAGUUAUGGAUAGAUUGCAAAGAGAUUUGUAUUCUGCAUUAAAAAUGGGCUUACCUUGGAAAACAAGACUACAAAUUGCUUUAGAUGUUGUUCAAGGCAUACGUUUUCUGCAUGGUCAAGGUCUGGUGCAUAGAGAUAUCAAGUUGAAGAAUGUCCUGUUGGAUAAACAUAAUAGAGCAAAAAUUACAGAUUUGGGUUUCUGUAAACCAGAAGCUAUGAUGUCUGGUAGCAUCGUUGGUACUCCCAUUCACAUGGCUCCAGAAUUAUUCAGUGGAAGAUAUGACAACAGUGUGGAUGUGUAUGCGUUCGGAAUUUUGUUUUGGUACAUUUGUGCAGAUCAUGUUCGUCUUCCAUAUGUGUAUGAGCAGUGCCAAAGUAAAGACCAGCUUUGGACUUCAGUCAAGAAAGGUGCAAGACCGGAGCGUCUCCCUCAAUUCGAUGAAAAUUGUUGGAGGCUGAUGGAAGACUGCUGGAAUGGUAACCCUUCUCUUAGGCCAUUGUUGGGAGAAGUCGAGCCACGUUUGAUGGAAAUUAUAGAGUACUAUGAGCACAAUCCCUUACCAAGUGGGUUUUCCUCCAUCCUUAAAUCUAACACUGUCAAUAGACGUAACAAACGCUAUGCUAAAUCUAAUGUUAAUACUUCUCGGCGGAGAACUGCUACGCAUCCGCAAGCAUGACUCUUAAAGUUACCCGACAGAAUGGCACUGUCGGACGUGUGUCCUUUCUCCGAGAUCUUAUCUGAAGUAACUGCUAAACUUGAUUUCAUUUCUGAUAAACUUGUGCCUAACAAGAAUACUUCCUGAUUAACAAACUUUUUCUUUGGAGAAGGGAAUAUUUUUCUUUACUUUUCACUUAUGGACAUUUUCUUUCAGUUUGCUAACAUUAUGCAGGGCUGGCUAUUGGAUUUUAGUUAUUUUGUUCUAGCAGAUUUAUUUUACAGUAGGGUUUCUGUUUUGUUGGUAACAAUUUUUUCUGGCUGUUUUGCACAACUUUAACUUGUCUGCCUCUUGUUUCUUGCAUGCUUUUCCAUGUUUAAAAUUUUAAGUUUCAUCUAAUUUUAAAUAUAUUAAUAUUUUUUUUUUCAAAUAACUAGUUGAAAUAUUUUAGUUUGUAAAUUGUUAAAGAUUUUGAAAUGAACUUCAUUUCAAAAUAAGAGUUUUAAAUUUGAACAUAUUUAUGUCCUUAAGGUUUGUUUAAAAAAGUAAUUGUUUUUUUUUAACUAUAGAUUUAAAAAAAAAUUACUAUAAUAUAUUGUGAUAUAUAUUAAAACCUUAAUAGUGUGUGCAUUAAUUGGUAAAAAUAGAUACAGGUAAGAUGUAUUGUUUAAUUUUGCUUGCUUGCUGCUUCUGCUUUAUUUGUCAUGUCAUGAUGUCUGUAUAUAAGUAGUGCACAAUCCUUGAGAUAGUUUUCCAAAAAUUUAAAAAAAAUAUUGAAGAAAAUUAGUUUUUUAAAAUCUGUCAUUGCAUUUUGUGUGUAAAGCACAGUUCAUAUAAAAAAUAGCCUUAAAGUAAUGCAAGAUGCAUUUGAUCAGUAGUCUUUUCUUUAAUUAUCUAUUCAUUAAUUUAUUUUAAAAAUAUUUUGACUGUUUUCUUACAUAGAAUAAUUCAUUUAGCAGUAAUAAAGAGAAGCCUAAUCUUGCAUGAAAUUUCAAUAAAAAUUCAAACAUUGUUAUCUUUAUCAACAAUAUAAGAAGAAGAAUUAUCUUCAUCUUCAUAAAUACAGGUUAAUGUAGAAUAUCAGUUGUAUUGUAAAAACAAUAGAAUUUUACUUCCCUUGCAGAGCAAAUCUGUAUAUAUCUCUCAUCCUCCUUCAGAUUUUUAUUCAUCCUUUCUACAAUAUGACCAUGUGUGUAAUAUCUAGUUUUCUUACUUACAAAUGCAGAAAAAUAUAAGAUAUUUCAUCAGCUGUUAAAAGAUACAACUAAUGUUUCUCUCCCUCACACACAUUCACUAGAAGAAAAGUUUACAAAAUCCUCACUUUGAGAAGUUAAGGGAUUUCAUAUGACUCUAAUUUAGAGGUUAACAUCCUUGUGAGUUCUUCGAUCUUGUAGCCACUGGAACUGUUUGGAUUGUGCACUACUGUUCUGUCUUGUUUGUUUACUGAUUUGCUUUGUCUCUCCUAUUGUGCGUCCUUUAGGCCGUGGUAUGGAGCAAAAAGAAGUGGAUAUUAUGUCCCCCAGUCCAUUCAUCAACUUGGAAUUUGCACCUGCAUGAAUAUUUUGCAUUGUUUUCAAAUGGAAAAUAAUUAUUGUUCCAUAAGGUGCCAAGUACAAAUGAGGGUUAUUAUUUUCAAUCUUACCUCCCUUUUAUCCAGCUGUACAGUUCAUGCCAUUCAGUAUAUCUGAUGUAAUUGUGAUAUGUAUUUUUUUUUCACUUUCUUUCUCUCUGCUUCAUCUUGUUCUCCAGUAUUUCAUCUGUGUAGUUAUAAGCCAGUUUUAUGCAAGUACAAUAUCUAUAUCGUGUUUAAGAUUGUAAAUCCUUUUGUAAAAAUGUACAUAUAUUGUUGAUUAAUUUUUAAGAGUAUUAAGUGUUUAUGGUAACAUGUUGAAAUGUAUAUUAAAGUUUAAAUGUGUUUUUGUUGUGAAUUCCACAUUUUGAAUGUCUUUUUGAUUGAAAAUUGUCAUAUUUUGAUAAUUGGAUUAGUUUUUUAUAAAACUGUUAAAAAUAUGAAAAAUAGAUUUAUUUUAAAUUAAUUAAUGGACUUUGCAACAUUUUUACUGACCUGUGUACAGAUUGCUGUUGUUUGAAGAUUGUAUUUUGUAUG